Molecule: messenger RNA, 1041 nt
Organism: Puma concolor (puma)
Lineage: Eukaryota; Metazoa; Chordata; Mammalia; Carnivora; Felidae
Gene: PGRMC2
Product: progesterone receptor membrane component 2
Cellular component (GO): endoplasmic reticulum; membrane; endomembrane system
Source: RefSeq, a predicted model, not a curated record
AUGGGCGGGGUUGGCCGUGGGGUUGGGGAGGGCAGGGGGCGGGGAGGAGGAGGAAGGCGCUGGCGGGCAGUGAUGGCGGCGGGUGAUGGGGACGUGAAGCUAGGCACCCUGGGGAGUGGCAGUGAGAGCAGCAGCGACGGCAGCAGCGAGAGCCCAGGCGGCGCGGGAGCGGCAGCAGAAGGGGGCGGCUGGGCAGCAGCGGCAUUGGCGCUUUUGACGGGGGGCGGGGAGAUGCUGCUGAACGUGGCGCUGGUGGCGCUGGUGCUGCUGGGGGCCUACCGGCUGUGGGUGCGCUGGGGGCGGCGGGGUUUGGGCGCCGGGGCCGGAGCCGGCGAGGAGAGUCCCGCUGCCUCUCUGCCUCGUAUGAAGAAGCGGGACUUCAGCUUGGAGCAGCUGCGCCAGUACGACGGGUCCCGCACCCCGCGCAUCCUGCUCGCGGUCAAUGGGAAAGUCUUCGACGUGACCAAAGGCAGCAAGUUCUACGGCCCGGCUGGUCCAUAUGGAAUAUUUGCUGGUAGGGAUGCCUCCAGAGGACUGGCGACAUUUUGCCUAGAUAAAGAUGCACUUAAAGAUGAAUAUGAUGAUCUCUCAGACUUGAAUGCUGUACAAAUGGAGAGUGUUCGAGAAUGGGAAAUGCAGUUUAAAGAAAAAUAUGAUUAUGUAGGCAGACUCCUAAAACCAGGAGAAGAACCAUCAGAAUAUACAGAUGAAGAAGAUACCAAGGAUCACAAUAAACAGGAUUGAACUUUGUAAACAACCAAAGUCAGGGGCCUUCAGAACUGCAAUUCUUACUCCCUUUCACAGAAUGUCCAGCGUCUUUGGGUUUGGUUCACCUGCUGCAAAAAACAUUCAACAGAUUGUAUACAAGCUAAAUGAGUCUCACUUUGAAGAUUUGAAUACUAGACAUUAUUUAUGCUGCCAACCUCAUUUGUUGCAGUUGUUUGUAAUGUCUGGUGGGGCUUCAUCAUCCUGAAAAGGAGGAAACAGGGACUUUUUUAAAGAGCAGGAAAGUCACAAGGUUACUAUUCCCUCUCUCCCUCC